AUGACAUCGAAUGACAACAAGCCUGUAAAUGUCCGACAACGGCGUAUCCAUACACGGAGUCGCACAGGCUGCGCUGAGUGUAGAGCUCGACGAGUAAAAUGCGACGAAUAUCGUCCCACAUGUCAAAACUGUACUAGGGCGAACAAGGUUUGUGAAUAUCCACCUGCGAAGAUUCCUUUGAGAGAAAGAAGAGCGCUGGAGAGAGCCGGAACUGCUCAGCCGUGGGCACCUAUACCAUGGGACGCUUCGAUUUCUUCUCGGCAACCCGAAGUGCCCAAUACACAACGUUUAACUCAUCAACUUAUCCUAUCUGGUUCUAAAAAGAACCUGGACUGUUUGGCCAUCAACAUGCCGCUGAAAUCCCACGAACUCUUUCAUUAUUUCUAUCAACCAGAAGGAAGCGCCGGCGUGUCACCUUCAGACUACCAUAAAAGACGUAUGGCGCACAUCAUAUCGGACCCCGAUGCACUUCGAAGUGCAGUUUUAAUUGCAGCCACCCAUUUCGGAUUUAAUUACGGGAAUAUUCGAAAGUUUGAGCAAGCCUUUUACUUCCACACACUUGAGACGGUGCGCCUAGUAAAAGAAUGGUUUGCGAAAGGAGACUUUACACUCUGUGCACCGAUUACGAAGCAGAUGGCAUUGUUAGCAUACACAGAGGUUUGUCGUGGUGAUCACCAAAUGGCCGAGAAGCAUUUAAACGCCAUAUACGCUCUUUCACGCCACAGAGAAAAGCAUUUGACCACUGGGGCCACGAUUCUAGACCAAGAACUAUCAGACCGAUAUUUUCUAAUAACUUCUACCUUUAUGCAUGGUACAACAACCGCUCUUGAAUUUAUCCGACGACCUGCCGGCCUCACCGAGACCACCACCAGUUCAGUAUCAACGAACAGCACUCCCCGCAUGAGCAGCUGGCAUAUCACAGACGAUAGGGGUCAUUACUUUCAUAUCGUAACACUUAACGCUAUUCGCGAGUUCCCCGUUACCCUCAACUACAGCGGAGAUAUCUUUCAAGAUGUUUCAGUCGUCCGUGUCAUGAAAGGGCUUCGAAUCCUCACGCGCAACUUCUACGACGGGCAUUCUAAAUCAUCACCCAGAAGUACUCGCCAAAUACAGCGUGAGUUCUGGCAAUCAGAGGCGGCGGCUAUGCUGUACGACGGCCUUAUCCAAGCCCAUAAAAGCGCUGUGUCUGAAGGUCACAAGCGUCAGGCUAAUGCCGAUGACAAGAAUGAGCAAAAGACUUCGUGGGUUGGAUUAGUAAUCGCAAUAGAGCUGUAUCUGGAGCAGGUAGUCGUACUCUGGCAACCAUUUACAAGAGAGAAUUAUCUCCACACCAUGAGGAUAUUACAGCGCCAUCUCGGGUACGCACUACAAAAGCCAGAUGCAUCACACCUAGCAGAUCUACUCUUCUGGGAGUCAUUUGUUGCGGUGAUAAGUCUGCAGGUACACGAGAGGCAUGGUGACCUUGCACAAGACCCUGGAAUUAAACCAUAUUUUGAAGAAUUUGCACGGGAGCAGAGUCGGGUUCUGGGUUUGAAGACGUGGGAGGAUGUACAGGCGGCGUUGCUGAGAGUUGUAUGGCCUUGCGACUUUACUGACGAUGAUUAUGUGAAGGGGAUAUGGGAGGCUGUGAUGAAGGACUAG
Messenger RNA from Fusarium poae, 1641 nucleotides. RefSeq lists its product as uncharacterized. The record is from RefSeq and is a predicted model, not a curated record. The transcript is spliced from 6 exons. Gene Ontology annotation, biological process: regulation of transcription by RNA polymerase II. Lineage: Eukaryota; Fungi; Ascomycota; Sordariomycetes; Hypocreales; Nectriaceae. The coding region runs from base 1 to 1641 and encodes 546 amino acids. Gene Ontology annotation, molecular function: DNA-binding transcription activator activity, RNA polymerase II-specific; zinc ion binding.